CGCUCCCGCUGUCCGCUUCCUAUUCAAGGUGCGGCAAAGCAACAGGUGCGCAAGGUGACAUCGUCGGCCAUACAAGAACCGCCAUUAAAUUUUUUUUUAACUUACAUUUGGAAAGAACAACUGGACUUUUUCUAACAGAUUUUAACAUACAAGCUUUUUGGUUUUUUUUUUUCCCCAACCCUUCUAUUUAGACCAGUGAGGAAUACUAUUGAGCAGGUGGAGGUUUCCUACCUAGUUUUGUAGUCAGGUCGUCGUCGAAGAGGAAGAAGAGAAAAUGGCCAACUCCGGGUUGCAGAUGUUGGGCUUUGUCCUGUCACUUCUGGGCUUGAUAGGCUUGAUAGUGGGCACAAUUCUGCCCCAGUGGAAGAUGUCGUCCUAUGCCGGGGACAACAUCAUCACAGCAAUAGCCAUGUAUGAAGGCCUUUGGAUGUCCUGUGCUUUCCAAAGCACUGGCCAGAUCCAAUGCAAAGUCUAUGACUCCAUCCUCCAGCUCAACAGUGCACUCCAGGCAACACGCGCCCUCAUGAUUGUGAGCAUUAUCGUCUCGGUGGCCGGCUUGGGUGCGGCCUGCAUGGGGAUGAAAUGCACCAACUGUGGUGGAGAUGACAAAACGCGCAAGUCUCGCAUUGCAAUGACUGGUGGCAUUAUCUUGCUGAUUGGAGGCAAGUUUUUUUUUUCUUCUUCUAUACACACACAAUACAUCACACAUGCUCAACAUUUUUUUAACGGCAUUCUUUGGCUACCCACAGCUUUGUGCUCCAUUAUUGCCUGCUCUUGGUACGCUCAUGACAUCAUCCAAGCUUUCUACGACCCGUUCACGCCAGUCAAUACAAAGUAUGAGUUUGGGUCGGCCAUCUUCAUUGCCUGGGCUGGAGCCUUCUUGAUUGCAAUCGGAGGUGGCAUGCUGGCAGCUUCUUGCCCGAGAGGCAAACCUACACCAAAGUAUCCCAUCUCCAGACCUCCGAGCAGCACCAAGGAGUAUGUUUGAGCAGGAUAAGGAUCCCUUCAAAAAGCAGCAUAAUUCAUCUCGGAAAUAGUCAAGACAAGUUGUACCUGUGUAUUGGUUUAUUCAGGGCAAUUUUGAAAUGUUACUGUAACUUUUUAACCAACACGUUCAAGUUGCUAGCUACUCAAGAAAGUACACCAACUUUGUACUUUCUGAAAAGAUGCGGUCAAAUCUUGUAUUUUAACACUUGAGCGUUCAAGUUUUCAUGAAAUCUAAAGCGCAUUAUCCUAUUGGCCAUGCUUAAAAAUAGAGACCAUGUUAUGCUGUGUACUUUCACUGUUGCUUGGUGUUAGUGAGAGUAAUAUGUAUGCACUGGAUUGAGAACAGAUAUUGGAGGAAACAUUUAAAAUCUUUGACAAUAUUCAAGCCGAAUGCUCAAGUCUUAGCGUCUGGCACCUGAGAAGUGAUUACAAAUUUCCCUUUUUUUGUGCCUUUUAUUUAUAUGAACAAGACAAAUGAUUCAGUACUACAGUUGACUGCUUCAAUCAAGUGCCAGAGUGAAAUGCUUAAUUUACGAGAUUUUUUUUCCCCAGCAAGAUUGCCAAUGUUUUCAGUUUUAUCUGCGUCAGUGAAGGUGUUCAAUAAUUGCUGUGUAUGUUAAUGGCUUAUACUUGUACUCGUUUUUAGUUAUGGAUGUUGCAUUCCAUUUUUAAUGUCUUUUUUUUUAAUUUGUGAUAACGACCAUGUUGUACAUAAACUGGAAAUACAAAUUUAA
This is a messenger RNA of Syngnathus acus (greater pipefish), 1721 nucleotides long. Its product is annotated as claudin-7-B-like. The record is from RefSeq and is a predicted model, not a curated record. Gene Ontology annotation, molecular function: structural molecule activity. The coding region runs from base 275 to 988 and encodes 237 amino acids. Gene Ontology annotation, biological process: bicellular tight junction assembly; cell adhesion. The transcript has 3 exons. Lineage: Eukaryota; Metazoa; Chordata; Actinopteri; Syngnathiformes; Syngnathidae. Gene Ontology annotation, cellular component: bicellular tight junction; plasma membrane.